Molecule: messenger RNA, 1667 nt
Organism: Momordica charantia (bitter melon)
Lineage: Eukaryota; Viridiplantae; Streptophyta; Magnoliopsida; Cucurbitales; Cucurbitaceae
Product: aquaporin NIP1-1
Biological process (GO): transmembrane transport
Cellular component (GO): membrane
Molecular function (GO): channel activity
Source: RefSeq, a predicted model, not a curated record
ACCAAGAAAAGAAAUUACUUACUUUUAAAAUAUUUUGAAAAUGCGCCAUUUGGGCACGGGUGAAUUUGUUGAUAUAGGAUCCAAAGUGAUGACCUGUAAAAGAAUUUAACUGCAUACAAUUCUUCAAAACCAGACCGUUCAUUCCUCUUUAUUUCAAGCUAGCAUUGUUUCCUACCAAAUCCAACUUAUUAAACCCUCCAAAGUUAGAAAACAUUUAUCUUAUAGCUUAAAAAUAGAACUUCGUGGUUUUAUCCACUUUUAAACCAUAUCCAAUGAAACAACAUUCUUCUUCAUUUGACAGCUUUGAAUUUGGAAACUUCAAAAAAGAUUUCCUUUUUAAAGAAUCAGAUUGCCCCAUACUAAAACCAAGUAAAAAUUGGGUCCAAAGUGCCCCCAAGUCCUUUGAAGGGGCAGGUAAGGGGGGUGGCAAAAUUGGUAAUUUUGAUUAGAAAGCCAUUCAUAUCUCUCUGUAUAUCCAGUAAAGCAAUGUUAAAUGGUGAAUUUUAUCACUUCCUCUUCUUUCCCAGCUUCUUUCAUCGCAAUUCUCAGUAACCUCCAUAACCACAAGGAAACAAAUCUUCAUUGAUCACUCCCCUCUCUCUCUCUCUCUCUCUCACCAUUUUGGCCUUUUGGGAUUCUAUAUAUUGCAACUCUCCAUCUGGGUUUUGGCAAGUUUCUUUCCUCUGAUUCUCAAUUCUCUGCUUGCUUCUUUAUCCACCAAUCAUGGCUCAAAGUUCAGGAUCAAGCAAUGGACACCACAGUGUUUCUUUGAAUGUGAAAGAUGAUCCCGCAGCUGACUGUGUCUCUGUUCCUUUCAUUCAGAAGUUGAUUGCAGAGGUGGUGGGGACAUAUUUCUUGAUAUUUGCAGGGGAAGCAUCAGUAGUGGUGAAUUUGAGCACAGAUGGAAUUAUCACCUUCCCAGGGAUUUCUAUUGCUUGGGGUUUAGUUGUAAUGGUGAUGGUGUAUUCCGUUGGCCACAUCUCUGGUGCCCAUUUUAACCCCUCUGUCACCAUAGCCUUUGCCAUUACCAAGAGAUUUCCAUGGAAGGAGGUGCCUGCAUUUGUGGUGGCUCAAGUUCUUGGAUCAACAUUAGCAAGUGGGACACUUAGGCUAAUAUUUAGUGGAAAACAAGACCACUUUGCAGGGACUCUCCCAAGUGACUCGUAUUUGCAGACCUUUGUGAUUGAAUUCAUUAUCACAUUUUACCUCAUGUUUGUGGUGUCUGGUGUUGCCACUGACAAUAGAGCCAUCGGCGAACUUGCUGGACUUGCUGUCGGUGCUACCGUGCUGCUCAACGUGAUGUUUGCAGGGCCAAUUACUGGAGCAUCCAUGAAUCCAGCCAGAAGCUUGGGACCUGCUAUAGUAUGGAAACAAUUUAAAGGGCUAUGGAUUUACAUGAUAGCGCCUGUUUUAGGGGCGAUUUCGGGUGCUUUGGUCUAUAAUACCAUUAGGUUCACAGACAAGCCUCUAGGAGAGAUCACCAAAAGUGCUUCCUUUCUCAGAAGUCGUAAUGGAUCCUCAUCAUGAAAGGCUUGUCUUUGUGCCACCAAUUUUUCUUUCUUGUACUUCAAAUGGCUUAAAAGUGCAUGGAGAAACUCACAUGCUACUCCUGUGAUAAAUUGUUCUACUUUAUUCAAAGAUUGCAAAUGAACGAGUAUUUGAUUUCA